This is a messenger RNA of Zophobas morio, 2011 nucleotides long. Its product is annotated as 2',5'-phosphodiesterase 12. Gene Ontology annotation, molecular function: 3'-5'-RNA exonuclease activity. Lineage: Eukaryota; Metazoa; Arthropoda; Insecta; Coleoptera; Tenebrionidae. Gene Ontology annotation, cellular component: mitochondrion. Gene Ontology annotation, biological process: nuclear-transcribed mRNA catabolic process, deadenylation-dependent decay. The transcript has 5 exons. The record is from RefSeq and is a predicted model, not a curated record. The coding region runs from base 128 to 1843 and encodes 571 amino acids.
UUACAAAAACAUAACCCCACAUAACCUUACUUUCGUGAAUCUAAAACUGUAAUAAGACAUAGAUAAAUGACACCAGUUUCCACUUUUCCAUAAUACACACACCCUAAAACCCCCUUUAUUGAAACCGAUGUUUUUAGCACGUUUCACCCUCUCGAAAUUUUUACCCCAUCGCUGCCUCCACAAGCACAUCUGUAAAAUGAACCAGGCCUAUUUGCGCCACCUCGACGACUCCGAGAAAUUCGAACUUACAUUCCAGUACGUCGACCCGGCUGCCAAAAUCGACAGACAAUUCAAUUUUUGUCGACAAGUCUCUGAAAGCGUCAACGCUUUCACUCAACGUGUCGCCACAAACGUGGAAAAAGUGAUCAAAAAGAAAACGAAAAACCAGCCCCAGGAGGCGGUACAAGUGGCUGUCAGUGUCAAUGGAAGCCUCGUUGAGGACGAGACGGUGUCCUGUCGAGACAUUUUCACCAGACUGAACAACAAUGUGACUUUGAGUGUCUGCAAUAAGGAGUUUAAAGUGAUCAUUAAUUCGCCGUGGAUCAGCGGUGUGGUUUUACCGAGCUCGAUUCUAGCGGGGUUUCCGGUCUAUCCUAUGAAGUUCGAGAGUGUGUAUACUGAUAAAGGGGUGUCUGAGUUCCGGUGGUUUAAGUCUGUGGAUAAGAAAGACUGGACGUUGGUGGGCGAGGGGUUUGUCUAUGAAACGAGUAACAGCGAUGUGGGGAAUUUUUUGAAGUUGAGUUGUUUGCCUAAGUGUGGGGACGUCGAAGGGCCUGUUGCUGAGGCGGUUUCUAGUGUGAAAGUGGAAGCGGGGCCUGGGUUUUGUCCAUUUGAAACGAGACACCAAUUUACCACUGAGAAAUGUAGCGGAGACACAUUUAGAGUGGUUUCUUAUAACAUUCUAGCAGAUUUAUAUUGUGAUUCUGAUUUUACUAGAGAAGUUCUACACCCCUAUUGCCCCCCCUAUGCCCUGUCUAUUGAUUACAGAAAGCAAAUAUUUAUCAAGGAAAUUACAGGAUACAACGCCGACAUUAUUUGUCUACAAGAAGUGGACCGCAAAGUCUACACGUACGACCUGCAGCCCCUCUUCGAACAACUAAACUACGACUCAGAUUUCUGCCUCAAAAGGGGGCUUGUCGCCGAAGGCGUGGCCUGCUUUUUCGACAAAAACAGAUUCCGGAAAAAUUCGUCUUUCCGUCUUGUUCUAUCAGACGAAAUCAGUACGAACCCUCUCUUCGCCGACUUUUUUCAAAAAAUCUCAGAAAAUGAGCAAUUAAGCGAGCGCAUUCUUGACAGGUCGUCGGUUUUGCAGGUGACGGUGUUGGAGGCUACAGACAGGAAUGAAGUUUUGGUUGUGGGUAACACGCAUUUGUAUUUUCAUCCGGAUGCUGAUCAUAUUAGGUUGUUGCAAGGGGCUAUUAUUGUCAGGUAUCUGGAGGAUGUUUUGGAAGAGUUGAGGAAGAAGUUUCAGAAAAGGGUGUCUUUGAUUCUUUGUGGCGAUUUUAAUAGUGUGCCUGAGUGCGGGAUUUAUCAGCUGUAUACGACUGGGAAGGUGCAAGAGGAUCAUGUGGAUUUUCAAAGUAAACCAGAAGAGUCCAUCCAGAUGCCCCUCCGCCAAUCCAUCCCCCUCAAAAGCGCCUGCGCCACCCCCAAAUACACCAACUUCACCGCAGGCUUCGCCGACUGCCUCGACUACAUCUACUACGAAGCCCCCAACUUCGAAGUAACCCAAAUCGUCCCAUUCCCCAGCCUGGAAGAACUCACCCAACACACCGCCCUCCCCAGCAUAGUCUUCCCCUCCGACCACAUCGCGCUAAUUUCCGACUUGAAGUGGACUCAGUGAUUGGGGUGCUUCAUGGACGCCACGUCAACCAUCUGUCCUUGACCGAAGUAAUCGAUGGCGGUGACUCCCCCAAAAAUCAUCAAGACCAACAGACCCCAACAUACGGCGAGGAAACUGAUGUAGAACGUCAGCAGUAAAACUGAAAUAAAGUUAUGUGAAAAAGGAAAA